AUGUUAUCAACUUCAGCAGAACCAAGGUCGACCGAGAGAACACCAGUACCUAGUUCUUCAACAGAAUUUGCGACUAUUUUCGCGACGGCAGCAGAGCCCGAUUCCUCGUCUCAACCUCCAUCUGAAAUUAUUGAACCAAAAACCACAUCUACUGGAGUAACAAGGCCUAGCGAAGGGGGAAACACAACAAUUACUGAAAUGGUAUCUGCAUAUACAGUAACUGCAGGUAAGACAUCGGCAACUGGACCAUCGCCUGGAACAACAAAAGGAUCUACAGCAACUACUGGCAGGACAUCUACUGGUAUAACCUCUUUGACAGAAUCGCUAACUACAGCUACUGAAUACUUCUAUUCCUCUCCGGCUGCUGAAACUUCAAUAAUGUCAACUAAAUUAUCUGUAACAACAAGCAUGCCAACUAUAAUUUCUACUGGCGUAACAUCUGCAUAUGCGAACCUGACAACCGCAACUACUGGCAAAACAUACACUACAUCUAAUGAACCAACACACAGAGGUACUAUAUCAGUAACUACCAUAACUCUUAACUUAACAUCAGACAGUGAGACGCUAUUCUCUCCCAUGAGUUACUAA
Penaeus indicus is the source of this 588-nucleotide messenger RNA. Its product is annotated as mucin-7-like. NCBI's taxonomy places the organism in Eukaryota, Metazoa, Arthropoda, Malacostraca, Decapoda, Penaeidae. The record is from RefSeq and is a predicted model, not a curated record. Bases 1 to 588 code for a protein of 195 amino acids. The transcript has 2 exons.